AUGCUUCAGAUGAAGGAGAUGCUGUCUAAAUAUGGACUCUCAGCCUUCAGUGUUUCAAUUUUCCAUCAUGCUGUUGUCCUGCUUCUCCUGCCGGACUGCUGUGGAGGUCAGUCUCAGGUAGUCGGUCCACCUCAGCCAGUAACGGCAACAGUUGGUGAUGACGUCAUGUUGCCAUGCAUUCUGAAGCCAGCUACAGAUGCUGUUGGUAUAACUUUGGAGUGGGCGAGACCUGACCUGAAGCCCAGGUUUGUCCAUGUGUGGCAUAAAGGUCAAGACUUCCAGGUUAAUCAACAUCCAUCCUACAAAGGGAGAACAUCACUGUCCAUCGAGAGACUGAAACAUGGAGACGUUUCAUUAAACCUCUCCAAAGUGAAACUCUCUGACAAUGGAAAAUACAGAUGCUACCUUCCAGAUUUGAAGAAAGACUCUUUUGUUGAGCUUGUCGUAGGGACUUCCUCCUCUCCUGCCAUCAGCUUAGCGGGGAUCGACACAUCUGUCAUGAUGUUACGAUGUGAGUCUAAAGGCUGGUAUCCAGAGCCUGAGGUGAUCUGGCUGGACGGUGAGGGAAACCUCCUCUCUGCUGAACCUACAGAGACAAUCAGAGCUCCUGAUGAUCUCUAUACUGUCAGCAGCAGAGUGACUGUGGAGACGAGAAACAGCAACAUCACCUGUAGAAUCCAGAACAACAUCAACCAGACCAGAGAUACACACUUCAUUGUUUCAGGUAGAAAUUAUAACUAA
Molecule: messenger RNA, 741 nt
Organism: Scomber japonicus (chub mackerel)
Lineage: Eukaryota; Metazoa; Chordata; Actinopteri; Scombriformes; Scombridae
Product: butyrophilin-like protein 10
Exons: 3
Coding region: 1-741 (246 amino acids)
Source: RefSeq, a predicted model, not a curated record